CAAAUGUUUUGACAAUUGCAUUCAAUGGCGUCCCGUCCAGAUGAGUGCUAUUGAUUGGAGCGGUGCGGGCUGUUGUUGAAAAAUGUGACUGUGCCCGGUGGUUUCAAAAUGUGGUGUGCGACGAAACGGGAAAAGUACGGAGUUGCAAUUUACAAUUGGAAAGGGGACACGAAAUGCGGCCUUCCCUUGGAGAUCGGAGAGACGGUGCAGAUCCUCGAGGAAUGCGCCGGUUGGUAUCGCGGAUUUACCACGAAGAAUCGGUCCACGAAGGGCAUAUUUCCGUUGUCCUAUAUCCACCUAAAGCCCUGCAAAGUUGACAAUGAGGGGCUCUUCGAGAGCGUUGUUCCAUUGGAAGAUCCGGUCGUCCGAGAAGUUACCUUAGUUUUAAGAGAAUGGGCGGACAUUUGGAAGCGUCUUUUCGUGGAAAAGGAGACGUACAAGUUCGAGACGGUGGGGAAGGUGAUGCGGGAUCUGCUGGAAUGGCGGAGACAGCUAGUUUCCGGGACUUUGACCCAGGAUCAAACGCGCGAGCUGAAACUGAAGAUCAUUGCCAAAAUCGAUUGGGGAAACAGGAAACUGGGUCUAGACCUGGUGCCUAGGCAAGGUGCCCAAAUGGUUGAUCCCGAUUCCAUGUCCGUGGUUGAGCUAUACCACGUCCACGUUUCCAGCGCUGAAAGUUCUCAGGGAGCUUCGUCACGAGGGACGAUAAAGCGUAAAGAGACGAAGAAGAUCUUAACGCAUCACCUGUACUUCUGCAUGCGGGACUUCGGGCAUCACAUCGGUGAAGACACGGAGAUCUACUUCUCGUUAUACGACGCCAAGAAGCAGAGCUACAUUUCCGAAAGGUUCCUAGUCAAAAUCUCCAAAGAGGGCUUCUCGAAUUACAUUGAAAAAUUGCAUAGCAACUGCACUAUAUUCACGGAUUUGGGUAAUACCGACCUGAAUCGGGACAUAUACAUAGUUGCUCAUGUGAUGAGGAUCGGCAAAAUGUGCUAUUCAGAGAGUUCCAAAAAGACUGAGAAAUACGCUACCACGCUGCAGCAGGUGUACAAGAGACCCCAUGGUGUUGCGGUGCAGAACAUGGGUGACUUGUUGAAUCACAAGGAGUCUGAGGAGCGCGAGUUCCCUAUGAAGGUGUUCCAGUGCGAGGAUAAGGAUUUCCAUCAGUUGCACGAGAACAUCAUCAGGCAGUCUGGGAAGUACAACGCGUUAUCUUGCCAACCAAACUACGGCAUCAUAAUUUCGCUCAAAAUGCUUCACGGACAACUCGCACAAAUCAAGGAGGAUAAUCCGCUUCUCUUCAAGAACAUCAGUCUUACAAACAAGCUCGGAUUCCCGGAUGUUAUUAUGCCGGGAGAUGUACGGAACGAUCUUUACUUGAAUUUGGAAAGAGGAGAAUUUGAGAGGGGCGGAAAAUCUACUGGGAAAAAUAUUGAAGUUAGCAUCCUGGUUCUAGACAGCGAGAAAAAUAUCAUUAAGAAUUGCUUGUGGGGGGCAUCUGGAUGUGAAGGUUAUUCAGAGUAUAAUUCUAUGAUCAUCUACCAUCACAAUUCUCCGGCCUGGGCGGAGAACGUUAGGCUCACUUUACCAAUAGACAAGUUCGCAGGAGCUCACGUGCGAUUAGAAUAUAGGCAUUGCUCAACGCGUGAGAAGAACGAUAAGAAACUGUUCGGAUUCUCGUUCAUCCGCUUGAUGGAUAAAGACGGCGCCGCUGUUCAGGAUGGUCAACACGAACUGUUCAUUUACAAGUGCGAGGAUGCACAGAAAUUAGAUAAUUGCGGUUACCUAAUGCUGCCCGCGUACAACAAAGAUUCCGAAGGCAAUCACGAAUGCGUCGGAUCGUUUGCACGCAGCCAAAAGGAAUUGGUAUUUGUGAAGACUCUUCUUUGCUCCACGAAACUUACACAGAACGUGGAUUUACUGUCAUUACUGCGCUGGAAAUCGCAUCCAGAACGAAUCGCUGAAUCAUUGAAUAGAGUUCUCCGGCUGGGCGACGAAGAGCUAGUUAAAUUUCUGCAGGAUGUGCUUGACGCUUUAUUCGCGCUGUUUUCGACAGAAGAAGGAAAUUCAACUGCGUAUAGUGGAAUUGUUUUCCACGUGCUGGUCUCGAUUUUCAGUUUACUAGACGAAUCGAAGUUUCAGUAUUUCAAGCCAGUAUUAGACGCAUACAUCAAGGAUCACUUUGCCGCCGCUUUAGUCUACAAAGGGCUACUUACUAGUGUGCAGCAUUGUGCCGAUUGGAUCCUGUCGUUUGAGAAGCAAGAGCCAGUGCAGAAGUGCUUCAAGAGUUUGGAAUACAUCUUCAAACUGAUAAUACAGAGUAGAAUACUAUUCUCGAGAGCGAGCUGUGGUCAGUUUGAAGAUAACUUCCGAAGGGACUUGAACAGCGUCUUCGUCUCUCUAAACAACAUGCUGAAUCAAUCCAGCGUUUUUGUCGUCGAUACACAGGUGGCUUUGUUAUUGUCGAUAAGUGCUGUGUUUGAGCAGCUUGUUGAUAUAUUGUCGGUGCUGGAGGUGACUAAGUUGGCUACAACUAUGCUUGAUUCGACAAAGGAUGGUGUAGCGCAAAUUGUCCAGGCAAAACUAACGGCUAUUAGGAAUUUAAUGACCGGCAGAUUAUUCCACGACGAUGAGUCUAGGAACAUAUUGCUUGCUAACGCUUGCAAACAUCUCAGGAACCAUCUUAGUAGACGCGAUGAGCUUAGAUUAUGUACCGAAAUCCUGGGAGAAAUCUUGGGCUUCCUCUUCAAGCAACGUAUCCAAUGUGACGAGAUGGGAAAGAUCAACAAUUGUAUACACCACGACGUCGAUACACUGUGCGUCAGCACUUUUGAUGUCCUCAUACAAACAGUUUCUAUUAUAAUAGAUAAAGAAACCAAAGUUAUUGGAUCUUUGGUUGCUUGUUUAGUUGGUCUUUUGCAACUUUUAGACGAGUUUCACUACAAGCGUCUUUGGGAAACUCUGAUGGGUCCCGCGCAUGAUAGAAAACCACUGAAGGAUUUCUUGAUGCGCGUCUUUAUGGUCUUCCGAAACUUGGUCAAAUUGGAAGUCUUCCCGCCGGACUGGCUCAUUAUCAAAAUGGUUACAAAUAAUGUGAUGCUUCGUUCUUUACAAGAACUAGCCCAACCACUAGCUUUCAAGUUCUUGGACACGAGAGGCGGAUAUUUCGAUAAAGAUCUCUGGACAAUUUACUUCAAUUUAGCGGUCGAUUAUCUUACGCAAUCAUCGUUACAAUUGGAGCAAUUUUCUGAUGUUAAACGGGAGAAGAUCAUCGAAAAAUACGGCGAUAUGAGGGUGCUGAUGGGCUUCCAAAUCCUUUCCAUGUGGUCGCAGCUCGGCGAAAAUAAGCUUCAUUUUAUCCCUUCGAUGGUUGGACCCUUCCUAGAGGUCACCCUGGUACCUGAGAUCGAGUUGCGGAAAGCCACGUUGCAUAUAUUCUUCGACAUGAUGGAAUGCGAGCAGAAAGCGCGAGGAAACUUCCGGCAAGUCGAGAGCGAGCUCAUCGAUAAGUUGGAUAUUUUAAUAUCGGAGAACAAAGGCGACGAUGAAUACCGACAGCUCUUCAAUACAAUGGAGCAUUUGAGCGCUGUGCUUUUGGAUCGAGUUCAAGCUGAGGAUCCGGCAUGGAAGGAUAGCGGAGCGGCUUUCAUAAGCUCCGUCACGAGAUUGCUCGAGAGAUUAUUGGAUUACAGAAGCGUGAUCCAAGGCGACGAGAAUAGGGAUAAACGGAUGUCCUGCACUUUUAAUUUAUUGAACUUCUACAAGAACGAGUUUAACCGUAAGGAAAUGUAUCUGAGAUAUAUUUAUAAACUGCACGAUUUGCACAUGAGUGCUGAGAACUACACCGAAGCCGGAUUCACGAUGAAACUAUACGCGGAUCAAUUGAGUUGGACGAACACCGUGAUAACAAUGGAUCCCCAUUAUGCCGGAUUUACGGAGUGCAAGGUGAAAGAGGAACUGUAUCAGCAAAUUAUCAAUCAUUUCGAUAGAGGCAAGUGUUGGGAGAAGGGUGUGCCACUGUUGAAAGAGUUGGCCAAUUUGUACGAGAACCAGCUCUUCAAUUAUCGAGACUUGAGCAGUAUCCUGAAGAUGCAGGCGAAAUUCUUUGACAACAUCCUUCAGCAACUCCGUCCAGAGCCCGAAUAUUUUAGAGUCGGCUUCUACGGUCUAAGUUUUCCUCUGUUUGUCAGGAAUAAACAAUUUGUAUAUAGAGGAUUGGAAUACGAGAGAAUUGGUGCUUUCACACAGAGAUUGCAGACUGAGUUUCCCUCAGCCCAGAUCCUCAUGAAGAACACGCCUCCAUCUGAAUCUAUAAUUAAUUCAGAAGGACAAUUUAUUCAAAUAUGCAACGUUAAGCCCAUCCCGGAAUCAAAUCCCAUAACGAUGGCGGCAGAUGCUCCGCAAGAGGUGGCCAGGUUUUAUCACUACAAUGAUGUGAAGAGGUUCCAAUGCGAUAGGCCCGUCCACAAAGGCAUUGUCGAUAAAGAAAAUGAGAUUAAGACACUCUGGAUCGAGCGCACGAUUCUGGAGAUUGAAUGCACUUUACCGGGGAUAUUAAGAUGGUUCGAAGUGAUCGACCGUAAAACUGACGAGAUUCCACCGAUAAAAUACGCUUGCGAAACAAUGAAGUCUGUGGAUAAAGAGUUGAGGCAGUUGAUUGCCAUCUACAGCGUGGAUAGGCGGAGGAAUUUAAAUCCGUUCACUAUGAGAUUACAAGGCAUCAUCGAUGCCAACGUUCAAGGCGGAAUCAGCAAAUACCAGCAGGCUUUCUUCACAAAAGAGUUUACUAAGAUUUGCCCGCCAGAGCACAUGAAUUACGUGUACACUUUGAAAAAUAUGAUCCUGGACACAACACAGGUUAUAGAAGAGGGUUUGAAUUUACAUGGGACACUGGCUCCAGAUGGUGUUAAACCUCUGCACCAGAGAUUGAUCGAACGGUUUGCUCAGCUGAAGCAGAGCUUAGGAUGCUCGAAUCCAUUGAAACGGCAACAGUCGGAAAGUAUCGUCAAUUCUCCGUUGCCGCCGCUACCAAACGAAAAGCGUACGUCGGAGAUGAAUCACAGUAAUCGCUCUUCAAAUUCCAGUGGAAACUACGGAUAUUUGGUGGAGUAUCAAGCGUUUGAAGGAGAGGAUCCCUAUACCAAACCAAUGGAUGUCGAUAAGAAUACAUUGAGUAGAGAAAAUUUAACUUUACCGAUGAUGUCGCACGGUGGUAACAACUCUAGCGCGCCGCCGAUCCCGCAUCGGGAUAAUAGACCACGUUCUCAGGGAUUUACGAAUACCUAUAUGGAGAUCGCGAAGACACCGACUCGAUCGAGCACCGAUUACUCCAGUUUGCCGUCUCUGAAAUCAAGAUCUGAUUCGGAAUCGAAUGAUAUUCCACUUCCUCCGAAACCGACGCAUAGCAGAGAGCGUUCCUUGACAAAGCCACCAUCGCCUAGGUUGCUUAGGCAUUCGAUGGCUACUCCCACCGAACCUACUACUCCUCUUAGAAAUUCUUGGCCAGACGGCACAGCGGAAGAGGCUCCGCCACUUCCUCCACGCUCCCACACUCCGGACAAAAGGGCACCUUCUCUGUCAGAACAACCUCCCAACAUACCGAAAAGAGGACACAAAAAGUCGACACCUUCGGUUUUCAGCAUCGAUUCCGUUGUUGAUAUAGCUUUGGAGGAUACGCAACUAAAUUCUUCUACUAACAGCCUGACGCACACCGAGCCCUCAGAACACGACCUUCGCGAUUCCGGUAUUAGCAUGACGGACCACUCGAACCACCUCAACAACUUUAACAACACAUGUUACGAAGAGUUCGAUGUCAGAUUGCAUCAGCAGGAUAUGAACAUCAACGCUAGUCCUAACGAUCGCAGCCCGAAAGCUGAGAAUCCGCCGCCCAUACCGCCAAAGUCCAAUCUGAACUCGUCUUUGAACUCCAGUUUCGAGUUCACUGGUAGCAUGGAGAGGAAACGCGGCGAUUCUGGCUUGGAGAUGGCAUCGCCGGACAACUAUUCGGUACCCAAGUUAAAGACGGAAGAGAAAGAGCAGAACGAUAGUCCUUGCUGAAAGCAGUUUGCGUUUAGUGAUCAACAAAUAUUUUCAUUCCACGUAUCCAGGUAUAUAGAAAGAGAGAUAUACGUAGCCUCGUAAUAUUUAAAUCAUUCAACUAUAUGUAUAUACAUAUAAGUAUAUAUUAUACAUGCAUAUAAAUACGAACAAAACGUAUAUAGAUUUUAAGUUGGUCGUGAGUUGCUGCAAUAAUAAUAAUUCUAAAUAGCCUGUAAAGAAAGAACGUGUGCCAAAUUUUACCCUGUUUGGUACAUUUCCCAAAGAUCGUCGUCUGCCAAUCAACGAAUUGAACCCUCUAUAUAAUAACUAUGAUUAUAUUCCAAAUACAAAUCGGAUUAUUUUUAUAAUAUAAUAACUAUAUGCGCGGUGCUAUAAAAAAAAUAUUUCCAUAUUCAGGCGGAGCAUAGGAACGAGCAUAUAUUAAAAGAAAUCAAGGACAGAGCACAUCUCUAACUCUUAUAAGUACCUUAUUUAACCUUUUUUCUUUUGUAGUAAAUUUAACAACAUAUACAUACAUACUAGUCAUAUGAAAUGAUAUUUAUAUUUUUCAUCUCUAUUUUAUACUAUACAUAUAAGAGACCAAUCUGUAUUUUUAACUAUCGUAUAUUUAAUUUAACCACUGUGUAAUUGUAAUUGUGAAU
Nicrophorus vespilloides is the source of this 6701-nucleotide messenger RNA. RefSeq names its product dedicator of cytokinesis protein 3 (gene spg). Gene Ontology annotation, molecular function: guanyl-nucleotide exchange factor activity; small GTPase binding. Lineage: Eukaryota; Metazoa; Arthropoda; Insecta; Coleoptera; Silphidae. The coding region runs from base 109 to 6057 and encodes 1982 amino acids. Gene Ontology annotation, cellular component: plasma membrane; cytoplasm. The record is from RefSeq and is a predicted model, not a curated record. The transcript has 21 exons. Gene Ontology annotation, biological process: small GTPase-mediated signal transduction.